CAGCCCUUGGGCAGGGGCGAGCUCUUCCUCCGGGUGCCGGGCAGGGCUGCUGCCGGCUCCGCGCCGGCGGGGCGGGACGGGGCGCGCACCCCUCGCCCUGCCCAGCCGAGGAACGCGGACACCGGCUUCGAGAGCUGGGAGAAGAGCGGCAGCAGCGGGAGCGGCCGCGGCCGGAUGUGCUUGUGGCCUCUCUGAUCUUCUGACGCUAGCCAUCACUGAAGAACUGUACACAACAGAACGCAAAGGUUGUACAGAAUACAGAAUUACAGAACAGAGCUCUUGAGCUCAUCCUCCACAGCGUACAUAUUUCCCUUGCCUAUACGUGCUACUGCGACGAAGCACACCUCCUUUUUCAUAAUACCAGGCCUUUAUGGAUCAACUCACAAAGUUAGCAGCUGGGAAGUAGAAGAUAUCAAAGGCAUCGAGAAUAUCUAGAUAACAGAAGAGUAUAUCUACUCAGCUUCAAAAAGCACAUGUACUGGAAUUUUGACACACUCUAAUCGUGGCAAUAUAGAAGAUUUAAAUGAAUUUUAACUCUGAAGGCUCUGUACAUGUCUUGUGCCAAAGUUUAAGCAAAUAAAAGUAGCUCAUUUAUUAAAGACAAAUUAUCAAAAAAAGAUACUUAGGCAUAAAGUGAAGGUUUGCUAUAUGUCCAGCCUCAUCUCCUCCUACUUCCAGUUUAAUUUCAAAUUUGAUAUGGCAAACAGCAACAGCAAGCAUGCACAAAUAAUCUGGCUUCUCCAACUUAAUGAACAACAGCUCUUGUGUAUGUUUCCUAGGCACUUGAAUGACUCCUAAUCUUCAGUGUAUAUCAAUAUAUUCAGGUUGUAUAUCAACCAUAGAUUGAUAUACAUUUGAGAGUUUGCUAGAUGCUUAUUAAUCAAAAAAAUCCCGUUGUUUUUUUUUUUUUUUUUCCCUGAAACUGUAUUCAUUUGUAUUUGAAAUAAAAUAUAUGCCCAUCUUUAAGGGUUUGAAUAUAUGUAAGCCUAAAUUGGGUAGAAAGAGAUUACUUGUUACAUAUAAUUUUAGCAACAACCUACCAAUGAAAACAUAGGCACUAGCUACGGCCUUAGGAGUUAUUUGUGACUCUCUGUAUCAGCCAGAGGUGUAUACUGACUGGAGCUUUUUUUACUGUUUGGAAUACCAAAUCCAACUGCUAUAUUCAAACUAUUAGAUAUAGUUUGUAAAUAAUCACUGUUUCGUUUCAAACUAUUUAGUACAAAAUAUGAUCGUAAGUUUUUUUAUUAAGACACUUUAAAUUGGUUUGCCAGUAUGUAGUUUAUGUUAUGGUUCAUGAUCAUCUAUUUAACAAGAAACUCAAACAAUAAGGACUGAAAUUUCUUCUCCAGAUUCCAGGGUCAGAAUUACAAGGAGCCCCAAGGAGUACCUCUGCAAACAUUUUUGGAUGGAAAUUGCUUCAAUACUUUUCAUAGAAGAUCCAUGACAUUUCACAUUUGAUAUUACUCCUAUGUAGAAUGAUGUAAAAAUGCAUUAUUUAGGGAAAUCCUAAAAGGGAAAUUGAUAAGCUGAAGGACAGAUUAGUUUUAUUAAUUUAUUUUGGGACUACAGUGACUGAGCAUAUUUCUUUUCUUUUCCGUAGUUCUGGAAAUAAAAGUCACAAAGCAACCCAACAAGUUUUCAUCCAGGAGUGUAAACCAAGAUUGAAUUUCCAAGGCCUGGGCACCUUCUCUGAUUUUAAUUCUCUGUACUUGAGCAAAAGAUGACAAAAAACGCAACAGAGAACUUGACUAACACUCACUCAGCUCUCCUAGGUCUGCUUCUGGGUAGCAUUUCACUGAUCACUGUUGUCAUGAAUAUAUUAGUACUAUGUGCUGUGAAAACUGAAAAGAAGCUGCAAACAGUUGGCAAUUUAUACAUUGUCAGCCUCUCUAUUGCAGAUCUUAUAGUUGGUGCAGCUGUUAUGCCCCUUAAUAUUGUUUAUCUCCUAAGCAGCAGUGGGUGGACCCUGGGUGUAACAGCCUGCUUGUUCUGGCUGUCAAUGGAUUAUGUGGCCAGUACUGCAUCUAUUUUCAAUCUCUUCAUAUUAUGCAUAGACCGUUAUCGUUCAGUCCAGCAACCACUGAAAUAUCUCAAGUAUAGAACAAAAAUGAGAGCAUUAGUAAUGAUUUUGGGGGCUUGGUUGUUGUCUUUCUUGUGGGUCAUCCCAAUACUAGGGUGGCAUGUUUUUGCUGGUAAUGGGACAAGGAGAAAAACAGAAAAGUGUGAAACUGAAUUCUCUGAAGUCAACUGGUUCAAAGUGUUCACAGCCUUUGUCAAUUUCUACCUACCCUCUAUCCUGAUGUUAUGUUUCUACUGCAAAAUAUUCAGAGCUGUUCGAAAGCACUGCCAACACCGAGAGCUAAUCAAUAGAUCAUACUUGUCUUUCUCUGAAAGCAAAAGCGUACAUCCUGGUAAGACAAAGGACAAGCAAAAUAUUUGCCUCCAAAAGCAAAUCUUAGAUGAGAACACACCUCCCAAAGACAAGCAAAGGUCCCCUCAGCCCAAAAAUAUGGAAGCAAAGCUUCAUUUCAGUGAUCCUGACAGCUCUUCAAAAGUUUUCGUUAGCAGGAGUGAUAGCAAAGUCCUUAAAUGGAGCUGCUUCCCUCUCACCACUGCCCAGUCUGAGCCAGGCCUGGAUAAAACAGGAGAGAAGAGUGUAACAAAGGACAAUAAAAAGGAAGAGGACCUUUGCUCACAGGACAGUGACUUAAGUGAUGCAUCAGACAGCCAAACUUUCACAGAGGAGGUACCUUGUGGAGAGGAGUCCAGUCCUAACCCUGAAAGAGCCUGCAGUCCUCAGGAAAAGACAGAGAACAGGGACUUCAAAGGACUUACUUACCUGAGGAAAACCUGGCAAAGACUGCAUACUCGUUCCAAAAACCAUCUUCGAAGACUGCAUGUGAACAGGGAGCGGAAAGCAGCUAAGCAGUUAGGGGUCAUAAUGGCAGCCUUUAUGCUGUGCUGGAUUCCCUAUUUUGUAUUAUACAUGGUAAUAGCUUUCCACCCCCAUGAACAAUAUUCCAAGUUACACAUGGUCACUAUAUGGCUUGGCUAUGUGAAUUCCACCUUAAAUCCGUUCCUGUAUCCUCUUUGUAACCAUAAUUUCAAAAAGACAUUCAAAAAGAUCCUUCACAUUCCCUGAUAAUGGUCUGAUUUAUUUUGAGCUAAAAAGCAUCUCAUAAAUUCAAUCAAACAAAAUGUUCCAUUUUCAAAGGCUGGAUAAAAGUGAGGCAUGGAUAAAGUAGAAGGCUUUGGAAAACUGUAAUUUAUAAAAGAAGUCUUUGUACAAGUGGGAAAUGUGCAUACAACACCUUUAACACAUUUGAAGAAGACCUAAUUCCAACCAGGAAUCUGAAAAACUCAGGGGUCAAUCUCAGAACUGUUACACUAUUGUACAUAUUUUACAAUUUGAGAUUCUCUCUUUCAUCACGUAGAACAAAACUGGAGAUAUGAAAAGAGAUCUUCAGUGAUUAUAAAUUAUUCAGCUAAGGAAAAGGCAGAAAUAGAAUGUGGUUUCUGUGAUUGGUCAAGUAUUUUUUUUCUCAUUUAGCUUACCCUUUUAAACAUGGGAGCACACUGCUUGAGAAGAGAGAUCUUCUGCAGGAAGAGGUACUUUGCAUAGCCAAAAAAGAACAUUCUACUGUUUGAAAAAUCUGACCUAUUUAUUUAUAUCUUCCUUCAAAUCAUACACUUUUUGGAAAGCCAUAUUGUAACAUACCGUUUCUCUUUAAUAUCAUGCUUGCUUCAUUUACACCAGUACCUGUCAACUUCACUGGAAAGAGUAGUAUUUUUAUGUCCUAGACAUUUUGCUAAGACUUUCCAAACUCAUCAUAGUAUCACUAUUCAAGAAGGUUAGGCUGUUGCCUCUGAACUUACAGAAUGCAGUUAAUUCUGGACUACAUGUAUUUUCUUCUUCCUAUGCCUUGGCAAAUAGCCUAAGCUUGCAGUGGCAAUACCAGUUCAUAUAUAUCUUUGUCUUACAAUAGGCAAACUCUUCUGACUAUAAUGAGGCAGAGUCAUGAGCAACAACUCAAGCUUGCAAACCAGGAAAUAAAAUACAUGAAGUAUUUUUAACCCUUUCUAUCCUUUAUAUUUAAUUGCAUAUUAUAAGUCAUGCUGUAAAUGCUGUUAAAUAUUUCAGGAGAAGCAUAGAAUGAUACUUAAUACUUCAGGUUGGAAGGAGUCUCAGGAAGACAUCUAAAUACAACCUACAACUCAAAGCUGUGCUAGCAUUGACAUUACAUCAGGUUGCUCAGGGUCUCAUCCAGAACUUCAACGACACGCAUCUGUGAAAAGAGCUUCUUUGGAAAGAUUGGAAGACGGCACUGACAGAGGCGUUUGCAGAUACAUUUCACUCUACCAGCUCCAGGCUUUCCUUUGCUCAGCCAUUGAUUUAACUGUUUCUAAGUAUGAACACUAAUUCUCAAAAGCAGGCGUGCCCUUUUAUAUAGCAGCAAUCAAUCCCCUCUCCCUACGUGCAGUGAGGUAUAGGGUACUUCCCAAUCAAGGGAGAAAAAUAUAGUUCCUUAGCAAAGUACGUAGUGAAAUAUGUUACAUGAGCUAACUUAUCAGGAAGCUGACAAUUUAACAGAACAGUUACACCAAAAUAAGUGAGUCUAUGGACUGGGGAGAGAGAAGGAGAAUUGAGGCCAAGGAGAUGUCUGGCCCUAUAUUAAUCGAGUAUGUCAAGACCGCAUGCUACCAGGUUUGUGGUGCUCCAGGAAAGCAUUCAUUCUUAUUCUUCUGGGAUGGAGCUGAGAGAAACAUUUUGGGCAAACAGUGUCUGACCUUUGGGGCAAAAUUGCUAUGGGAGUACCUUUACACUGUUAGUUUUAAGAAGAAAUCCCAGAACCAGAAACUUCAGCAGCUGAAGUCAUGUUUGCAUAUAAUGGUGAGUUUAUGUAUGCAUUUUUCCAUAAGUUUGGGGAUGAUUGGGGCAUCCUAAGGGUUCAAUGUACAAAGAAUAUCCUCUCGCUGUCAUUUUGCUGUGUUCAUAAAUUUAUCACAUCCUGAAUAUUAGCUUGCUUCAGAAAUUGCUCAGUUAGCUUCACAACAAAGGUCUGAUGGAACUGGAGCUGUUUUAACUGAGCACUGUCAAGAGUUUGUUGGGAAAAGUUAAAGGGAUGUUCUGUGUAAUGUGUUUAUUACUUCAGAAAAAAAAUGGUUGUUUAAUGGUUGUAGGAAAAAUUCUGAAUUCUGUGUUAAUAAGUAUGGAUCUUGAGCUACUUAGAGUCUCUCCGUGCCACAUGUGCCUAUUUUGUAAAGUGAAUAUGACAAGACUUACAGUAACAAUGUGACAGUUAAGGUGACUGCAUGAUGCUUGUAAACUCUGGAUAUAAUACACUAACUAAAUGCAAAGUAUUAUUGUCCUCUGUCAGUUUUAUAUGUCUGAAUUACAUGUCUGAAUGUCAAUAGUUGUAUUUAAAGUAUUCAGUAUUAAAUGAAGCCCUAAUAUCUCUGCAGUUUAAUAAAUUGGUAGUUUGAUAUUUGGAAAAAUCUGCUAAAUGAAUGAACUUUAACUCAGUCUAUUUUAAUGUAUCAAAAAAGGUUCAGCGAUUUGUUCUCUUUGGUCUCAAGUAUUAUGCAAGAAUAGCUGCAAUUAGGGAACUCUAGAAAAAAUGUGGCAAAAUACAGAGGCAGAAUAAUAAAUGUAAGUACCAAAAUUCAUUACAGAAUUAAGGCAACUGUUCCACUGCAGGAACAGGAUCUGCACAAGUAAUGAAAUACACCUUCUGUUGGGUUAUAGAGAAGCAUCUUUUGAAACAUGCCCUUAUUCAAGGUCUUUUCACAAACAUUUGCUCAGAUCAACAUCCAUUCUGCUCUUUUUUUUCUAUUGUCAUAUGCAGCAGCAAUUCUAGCCGAAAUAGAAGGUAAUUUAGGAGAGCCCUGAGGAAAUCAAAGAAGCAGCAUCCUAAUUCAGCCACAAUUUUAUUAGUUAAUACGUUUAUUAGUUUAUUAGUUAACACAGCUGAAACGUGCUCACCUACGGGCUACUUAGGUUAGCAAGAAGGCUAUCCUCUUGAUCAUGACAAUUGACUUUUCUUACUUUAAAAUGCAUUAAUACAUGAAACAGCAGCUAAAACAAAAUCAGUGAAAGCUGGUCUAAAAAUGAUGACCAUUAAAACAAAGAAUACCUCUGGUACUAUUAAAAAACAUUUAAACACAGAAUAGCUAAAAUUAGGCAAAUAUAGCUGCCUGGAUGCUUUUGUAUACUUUUGUUUUUAUCCAUAAUCUUAGUGUCACUGUGGCAAUGACAAAAACAGGCAGCAUUGUCACAGUAGGCUUCUCAGAUGUGAUACAUACAACAGGCAAUAAUAAAACAGGAAAAUGGAAGACUUCCUAUUUGAAACUUUCAGGUAGCCAGGUAUGUAACAGGAUUUACCAGUUUGUUUCACUAAAAGAAAGCAAUCCAAAUGGCUCUAGACGCAAGAGAAGCAGAGGAAGGCAAGUUAGGGUAAGGAAUGGAGAAGCCUACUACCAUGUGGGGCCAAGCCUCAAUGGAAUAUUCCAGGUGUGGUUUCCUAUAAAUAUUUUCAAUGUUUUCCAGUUAAUAAAAAAGGUCAGAGGAGUCAUAGCUUUAAAAGAACAUAACAAAUUUCUUGGAAUUUCUUGGACUGGAGUUCUACUUUGUUUAAGGUGUGGUAAGAACAAUCAGCUUUUGAGACAGAAAAAAUGUCCUCUCCCAGUUUUUUCCUGUUUCAGUUGUGACAUCUAGCGGGCAACGAGCAGAAUUCUGGGCUGCUAGUGCCAAUCCCAGUACCGUGUAUUACGUAAGUUUAUUAAGGGAGGGACGCAGUUAGGAAGUGGAUCCUGCCAUCUAGUACGUGUUUCGUUUUCCAUAUUAUUUUCAGGAAACGUGGAACUCAAUAAAGGAAAUGUUAGUGUUGGUGCACAUUUUGGCUUAAUUCCAUAACUAAGAGGAUGUCCAUUACAUUCUCUGUGAAACCACUCUGUGAUGCUCUUUGUGCUAGCACAGUAAAUGAAAACGACUGAAAGAUUUGCUUUAAAAAUAUAUUUCUAAUCCUAAAGGACUAACACAGAAGCACCACAGACACCUCUGGAUAGAGCAGGUCCUGAAUUCUGCAGAUUGCUAUAUUUUUCCACCACUACCAGAGAUGCUAGAAGACAAGCCUCCUAACUAAAGAUGAGGUGUAAUAAUACACCUGAAAGUUUCUGUCCAUGCAUUCCUUACACCAGAAUAAGAAUCAGCCCAUUUGGAACUGCCACUUAAGUUUAAAUACUAUGCACAUUUACUUUUGUUUAUUCAUUACAUACAAUGACAAAAUUAUUAAUUUUCAUCAAAUUAUUUGUCUAUUGAAGAAUUAGAAGGGGAAAAAAAUACAAUUUACACUGUGUGAGAAAUAGCUCAUGAAAAUAGUUUACAAUCUUUAUUCCAAAUUCCAAAUUAUCUUAAAAAAAAAAUUAUAUAUACCUGACACCAGAAUAAACCAUUUCUACACAGUUAUCUGACGGUCUAAAACAGAAAUAUAAAAAAGCAAAUGUGUGAUGUACACUUUACACAUGCUCAGACACAUGACCAUAUGUACCAGUCUACUAUUAAAUUGCCAUUUGAGAUGUCCACCAGUUAAAAAGUAUUAGAGUUCCCACUAAAGAGAUGUAUACUUAUAUAUGGUAAUGAUUAAAAUCAUAUGGACAUCUGCUAAGUCUAGCAAUAUUUUUAUUUUCAAAAUUUGUUGUAUUCCUUCCAUUGUGUUUUGUUUACUGAGAUAUUUUGUUUAAACUCUGUUGUGUUUCAAUUGAAACAUGCCUUAAAAGGAAUACACAGCACCCAUUACUAUACAUUGAUACUGUAUAAUUAAAAUGAAUAUUUACUGUAUAAGUAAAUCUAAUAAAAUCAAAUGUAUUUGUUUUGA
Cygnus atratus (black swan) is the source of this 7874-nucleotide messenger RNA. It is a transcript of the gene HRH1, whose product is annotated as histamine receptor H1. Bases 1721 to 3142 code for a protein of 473 amino acids. NCBI's taxonomy places the organism in Eukaryota, Metazoa, Chordata, Aves, Anseriformes, Anatidae. Gene Ontology annotation, biological process: positive regulation of vasoconstriction; regulation of vascular permeability; adenylate cyclase-activating adrenergic receptor signaling pathway. The record is from RefSeq and is a predicted model, not a curated record. Gene Ontology annotation, molecular function: histamine receptor activity. Gene Ontology annotation, cellular component: membrane. The transcript is spliced from 4 exons.